Messenger RNA from Sporisorium graminicola, 1260 nucleotides. RefSeq lists its product as uncharacterized. Bases 1 to 1260 code for a protein of 419 amino acids. Gene Ontology annotation, cellular component: mitochondrion. The transcript has a single exon. Gene Ontology annotation, biological process: mitochondrial tRNA threonylcarbamoyladenosine modification. Lineage: Eukaryota; Fungi; Basidiomycota; Ustilaginomycetes; Ustilaginales; Ustilaginaceae. The record is from RefSeq and is a predicted model, not a curated record.
AUGUGGAGUCAAAGCAUCGGAAAGGCCGGCGCACAACGUCGACUCUUCACAGCUCGCUUUGGCUCCUCUUUGUCGGCAUGGUCCCGACAGCCACCGAAACGCUCUCGAGGCAUCAGUACUCGCCCAGACCUUGCUUCAACCAACAAAGCAAGGCUGAUUCUCGGCAUCGAAACGUCAUGUGACGAUUCGUGCGCAAGCAUCGUCUCCUCUGACCGCACCAUCCUAUCGUCCAUCGUGACCAAGCAAGACCACUCGUCCACUGGCGGCAUCCACCCGCUCUCCGCCGCACUCGGACACCAUGCCAACCUUCCGGCCACUAUCGCUACUGCCAUUGAGCAGGCUCGCAUCGCUGCGUCCGAGCUCGACGCCAUCGCGGUCACGCAAGGUCCCGGAAUGGCGAGCUGUCUCGGUGUUGGGCUGUCAGCGGCAAAGACACUCUCGGCUGUGCUCCGUAAACCGCUGAUCUACGUUCAUCAUAUGCAGGCUCACGCGCUGACCCCAUUGUUAACAGAAACGCAUCCGCCAACGUUUCCGUUCCUGGUGCUGCUCGUUUCUGGAGGACAUACGAUGCUCGUCCUCGCCCGCAGCGUUACGGAAUUUCGCAUUCUAGCUACGACGAAGGACGACUCGAUCGGUGACGCUUUCGACAAGGUCGCUCGCGAUUUGGGCAUCCCUUGGACUUCGGCUCCGGGGGCAGCACUUGAAGCGCUCGCAGCACGGUCUGCAACUGAAGGAGAGGACAUUGUGUUUCCGAUACCCUGCAAAGGCCAACCGUUGUUCUCAUACUCGGGUCUCAAAGCCGCGGCUCAGCGACACAUUGAUUCCCGCGGUGGUAGCGGCAUGGCCGAAACUGAAAAAGCGUCCAUCGCAGCUGCCUUUCAGCGUGCAGCAUGCGCACAGCUCGAAGAUAAGCUUAGCAUGCUUCUUCGGCCUUCUCAUUUGACGCAAGAUUCGCGUCAUCGGCCGUACCCGCGCAUCCACCUCGACAGUAAAGGAGGCGCAGGAGGAGGUGGAGACGAGAUCAAGACGCUCGUCUGCAGCGGUGGCGUCGCAAGCAACAGCUUUCUCCGAAGGAGGCUGCGCGAGCAUCUCGACGGGUUAGGAAGGGCCGAUGUGGAUCUUCAGUUCCCACCACUGUCGCUGUGUACCGACAAUGCAGCUAUGAUCGCAUGGGUCGGUCAUCUCAUCUAUGAUCAAAGGACGCAAGAUUACAGUCGUCAUGCGAGGCCGAAGUGGAGUAUGGAAGAUAUUCAACGGUGA